Molecule: messenger RNA, 1319 nt
Organism: Mytilus trossulus (common blue mussel)
Lineage: Eukaryota; Metazoa; Mollusca; Bivalvia; Mytilida; Mytilidae
Exons: 3
Coding region: 246-1100 (284 amino acids)
Source: RefSeq, a predicted model, not a curated record
AUAUUUAAGUGAAUAUUGGACGGAAUAUUUACAUUAAGAUACCAUUAUAUUUACAAUUAUUAUACAAUAUAUAUAAAGGAACUGAACACAGCAUGCCACACAUUCUUUGUAGGUGUUUAUAUCUAUUUUGUAUAUCACAGUGACCUUUGGACAGCUACGAUAACAUAUGCACCCUUGGGGUAGAUAUACAUGGACUUGGAUGACGAGCCACAAAUCUAAUACUUUGAAGUCAAAAGAGAAUCAUCAUGGCUCAACAAUUGGUAAGAGACGAAACGACCUGUACUGAAGUAUUAGCUUAUGGUAUACCAUUUAACUAUGACGAUCGGUCAGGUAAUUGGACUCCAUGGAAUUUAUCCAAUUUUUUAGACGGUGCUGAGUUGCAGGGUGCUGAGACAUUGGUAUUUAUGGAUUGCAAAAGAUGGAAUAAUGAAAACAAGCUAUGUGUGAGAUUAAGACAAGUUAUGGUUAUAAAUCCUGAAGUUUUCAAAUAUAAUCAUAUGACAAGAACAAAGUUGCAGAUUACAAAGACGUUUGAAAAAGUGGGCACAACGUCACUCAUAUUUAGAACAAAAUUAAAAGACGUCAACACAGGAACAAUUUUGGUAGAUAGAUACAUGAUGGAAGUGGGAAUUAAUACCUCGUCACGCAGACCAGAAAAGCAUUCAGAUUGGUUUAUUCAGAAAUAUUCUGGCUUAAAAGAUACUGAAGUACCAUUAAUGACCAAAUCUGAGAUACCAACACCUCCUCUUAAUUGUUUUACACAGACACUUGUUGUCCGGUACAGCGAUCUUGACUGUAGUUAUCAUACAAAUCAGUCAGUGUAUAUCAAAAUUUGCCAUGAUUGCGCAGCUGCAGCAUGUAAUUCAAAACAGCUCUUGCCCUUUGAAAGUGAUAUUGGUCUGUAUUCAAUCCGGUUUAUCGAUGUUCGUUACCUAGGGGAAACAUUGGCCGAAGAUAAACUAUCUAUUAAUGUAUGGCAGGAUGAUGCUGACAAAGCCACCUUAAACUUUGUCAUUUACAAGGAUGAAAGGAAGGUCAACUACACAGUCAUGAAACUUGACCUGCAGAAAUCAACCAGAAAUAGCCAAUCAAAACUAUAAAACGGCAACUACAUGUGAAGAGGACAAGGAGCAGAAAUCAAACAGAAAUAGUCAAUCAAAAUUAUAAAACGACAACUAUAUGUAUAGAGGACAAGGGUUUUGAAUUUAGAAUUUAUUUCAAAAAUCUUGACAGAUUGCCUGAGAGAAGUCAUGUUUGUGUAUAUUGAAAACUAGCCUUUUGUGCCAGCUUAUUUGGCAUUAAUGUAAGUCUUCUUACUG